UUUCUCUGUUGCAGAAGAUUCUUUCUUUCCCUGUUAAUGUUUUGAAACUCUCAACUUAACCAAGUUUUCAAGCCUCAUUUACUUUCCCAGUUUCUGUGUCAGUACCAUUGUCUUCUUGUCUUCUCAAAACCCUUUUUUUUUUUUUUUUUUUUUUAAGUCUUUGUCUUUCUUUCCUUGUUUGCUUGUGAGAUACCAAGGUUUUGGAGGUGGGUUCUUUUUUGUCUUCUUCACAGACUACCCCAUUCACGUUAAAUAUCCGGGAAUGGGUGAGUUGUAAGUAUGAAAAUAUAGUUUCAGGAUGUGGGGUUUUGAUAUUUGGGUAAAAUUGAGCUGUUUUGUUGAGUAAGCUUGAGAAAUUUUGUGAAGAAUUUGAAGCUGAAGUGGAUGGAUUGCUGAAAAUUUGUUUUGGUGAGAGAUGGGUUGUGCUGCAUCAAGCAUUGAUAAGGAAGAGAGAGUGCAAAUAUGCAGGCAGAGAAAGAGACUAAUGAAACAGUUGCUAGGGCUUAGAGGAGAAUUUGCUGAUUCUCAGUUGGCUUAUUUGAGGUCAUUAAAGAACACUGGAGUAACCCUUAGGCAAUUUACUGAAUCAGAGUCACUAGAGAUUGAAAAUCUUCCUUAUGGCAGUACAUUGCGGGCCUCACCACCUCCUUCAUUGCCUCCUUCCCCGCCCCCACCACCUCCGUAUAGUCCUGACUCGAGGAAUGUUGAUGAUAAUCUAAAAGAUGAAGUUAUGCACGAAGAGGGCAUAGAAAUCAAUGAAGAUGGUGGCAGUACCCCGCCACUUCCUGUUCCCCGUUCAUGGGAGUACUGGGAUCCUUUUCCUUAUUCUUCAACUCAUGAGCAGUCAAGUAAGUGUGAAACAGUGGAACAAUUUGAUGAGGAAACUUGGGCAGAAACUAAAACGGACUUUGAGGAAGAUGAUCAGGAAGAGGAAGUUAUUUCUAAUACAGUCACUGAGAAGCCACCGCCUGCAGAACUUGUUGCUGAUAACUUAACAAUGACGAGCUUGUAUACUAAAGACGCAGCUGAUAUGGCCAUGGUACCAUGGAGGAGGAAGACCUUGGAUGGUAUCAUCAAGGAGUUAGACGAUUAUUUCCUGAAAGCGUGGGCGGGUGGAAAGGAAAUAGCUGUUCUUAUGGACAUCAAGCACGGUGACACUUUUCUUCCACAGAAUUUCAAAGAAAACAAGAGGAAGAGGAGCAAUUCCCCUAAGGUCUUUAGUUCAUUGUCAUGGAGCUGGUCUUCCAAGUCACUUCAAUUUGCACAAGGUGCUUUUGGUAUGUGUGGCUCUAGUGAACCAUGCGGGCCUGGAGCUCAUUGCAUCACUCUUUCCAAACUAUAUGCUGCAGAGCAGAGACUUUACAAGGAUGUAAAGGAGGAAGAAAUCACUAAAUUAGAGCAUGAAAAGAAAUCCAUGUUAUUACAAAAACAAGAAGAUGAAAACUACAACUGGAUCAAGACUGAGAAAACUCGAGUGUGCGUUGAGAAUUUGGGGACUGAAAUAAGACGCCUGCAACAUUCAGUAAGUGAGACGCGUUCAUCAAUAUUGCAGAUCAUUGAAGAAGAGCUGUAUCCUCAGCUGGUUGCGCUAAUUUCAGGACUGAUGCAUAUGUGGAGAACGAUGUAUGAAUGUCAUCAAGCUCAGAAACGUAUCUCUCAGCGAUUAAGUCAUUUAAAUGAUAAUCAAAACAAGGACUUUACUACUGACUCCCAUCUACAAGCCACAGCUCAGCUUGAAACGGAGGUCACUGCCUGGUACAUCAGUUUCUGCAAACUUACGAAAUCUCAACGAGAGUAUGUGAGAACCCUGUGUAGGUGGAUCCAACUCACUGCUUGCCUUGUGGAUGAUCAGCGGAGUUGUAACUCUUCUGCAAUUCGUCGGCUCUGUGAAGAUUGGCAACUUGUUUUUGACAAAUUACCUGAUAAGGUGACCUCAGAAGCCAUUAAGAGCUUUUUAUCAGCCAUCCAAUUGAUUUUCCGACAGCAGCUGGAAGAACGCAGUCUGCACAAAAAGUCUGAUAGACUUGAGAAAAGGCUUCAGAAGGAGUUGAACUCUCUUGAGGAGAUGGAGAAAAAGCUAGAAGGGAGCUUACCUGAUGGAGUUGACCCCUCCAGUUUGAGCCCCAAGCAUCCUUUCUCCCUCAAGAGUGCCAAAAUUGAAGCUUUAAGGAAGCGAGUUCACACUGAAAAGACCAAAUAUCUGAACUCAGUCCAGGUUACCAAGGACAUGAUUACGAAUAACCUGAAAACAAGCCUACCCUUUGUAUUUGAGGCAUUGAUGGGAUUCUCAAAGGAUUCUGGUCGGGCAUUUGAGGCCAUUCACAGCCGCAUCAAUCAAGCAACUUGUUCGGAUGCAUCGGAAACCUCAACAAUCUAAACUUGUUUGAAUCACAAAUGAAGCAGGUACAAAAUUAUCCAAUCAAUUAAAAUUAUGUUGCUUAAAUUAUCGGUGGCAUUGGAGGAUGUUGAUCAAACUACAACAAAGUUUUGUUUAUAUUAGAAGAUAUUGGUCUGUUGAUAGUAUUAGAAGAAUGAUUUCGUGCUAAUAGGAAUAUCUUUUGUUAUGACCCUUCUCCCCUCCCACAAGCAUGUGAUUUUAUCAUUUUAGUUGAUACCAAAAGGUGAGAAUGUUAGCCCUCUUCCUCCCCCAUUUAACUAAACAAAUAGAGGAAAAUAUUGCUACAACCAAAAGCCUUAUAGCAUGGUCUAAAAAGCUACAUUACAAAAUUGAGAAUAAGGAUAUGAUUGUAAGAAGUUUUACUCUCAA
Messenger RNA from Pistacia vera, 2767 nucleotides. Its product is annotated as nitrate regulatory gene2 protein. The record is from RefSeq and is a predicted model, not a curated record. The transcript has 6 exons. NCBI's taxonomy places the organism in Eukaryota, Viridiplantae, Streptophyta, Magnoliopsida, Sapindales, Anacardiaceae. Bases 416 to 2377 code for a protein of 653 amino acids.